CACUCCUCCCAUUCCUUCCAACUUUAUUUUUAGCUGCCAGUGGGAGGGGGCAGGAUGGGAGGGAAAGUAAAAAAAAACAGAAAACCAGAGGGGCAGAAGCACAGAGGACUUCUCAACGGACAAACAGGCAUGGAGCUGCCCCUCACCCUUCACCUGCUCUUGCCUCUGGUCUUCCUGACAGGUCUCUGCUCCUCAUUUAAUCUGGAUGUGCAUCACCCACGUCUGUUCCCUGGACCACCUGAGGCUGAAUUUGGAUACCGUGUCUUACAAUAUGUUGGGGGUGGACAGCGAUGGAUGCUGGUGGGUGCUCCCUGGGAUGGCCCUUCAGGUGACCGAAGGGGGGACGUUUAUCGCUGCCCUGUAGGGGCCUCCCACAAUGCCCCAUGUGCCAAAGGCCACCUGGGUAAUUACCAACUUGGGAAUUCAUCUCAGCCUGCGGUGAACAUGCACCUGGGCAUGUCUCUAGUCCAGACAGAGGGCGAUGGGGGCUUCAUGGCCUGCGCCCCUCUCUGGUCCCGUGCUUGUGGUUCCUCUGUCUUCAGUUCUGGGAUAUGCGCCCAAGUAGAUGGUUCGUUCCAGCCCCGAGGCAGCCUAGCUCCUACUGCACAACGCUGCCCCACAUACAUGGAUGUUGUCAUUGUCUUGGAUGGCUCCAAUAGCAUCUACCCCUGGUCUGAAGUGCAGACCUUCCUCCGAAGACUAGUAGGGAGACUGUUCAUUGAUCCAGAACAAAUACAGGUGGGGCUGGUGCAAUAUGGAGAGAGAUCUGUACAUGAGUGGUCCUUGGGAGAUUUCCGAACCAAGGAAGAAGUGGUGAGAGCGGCAAGGAACCUGAGUCGGAGAGAGGGCCGAGAAACCAAGACUGCCCAAGCAAUAAUGGUGGCCUGCACGGAAGGAUUCAGUCAGUCCCGUGGAGGCCGACCAGAGGCUGCCAGGCUACUGGUGGUUGUCACUGACGGGGAAUCCCACGAUGGAGAGGAGCUUCCUGCAGCACUAGAGGCCUGUGAGGCCAGAAGAGUGACACGAUAUGGGAUUGCAGUCUUGGGACACUACCUUCGGCGGCAGCGAGAUCCCAGCUCUUUCCUGAGGGAAAUCAGAGCUAUUGCCAGUGAUCCAGAUGAGAGAUUCUUCUUCAAUGUCACAGAUGAAGCUGCUCUGACUGACAUUGUGGAUGCACUGGGAGACCGGAUUUUUGGCCUUGAGGGGACCCAUGGAGAAAACGAAAGCUCCUUUGGUCUGGAAAUGUCUCAGAUUGGUUUCUCUACCCAUCAGCUAAAGGAUGGGAUUCUCUUUGGGAUGGUUGGGGCCUAUGACUGGGGGGGCUCAGUGUUGUGGCUUGAAGAAGGCCAUCGCCUUUUCCCUCCACGGACAGCCCUGGAAGAUGAGUUCCCCCCUGCCUUCCAAAACCAUGCAGCGUACCUGGGCUAUUCUGUUUCCUCCAUGCUGCUGCGAGGUGGACAGCGCCUCUUUCUCGCAGGGGCCCCUCGUUUCAGACAUCGAGGAAAGGUCAUUGCUUUCCAGCUUAAGAAAGAUGGGACUGUGAGGGUGGCCCAGAGCCUCCAAGGAGAGCAGAUCGGUUCCUACUUUGGCAGUGAGCUCUGCCCCUUGGAUACUGAUGGGGAUGGAACAACUGAUGUCUUACUUGUGGCUGCCCCCAUGUUCCUGGGGCCCCAGAACAAGGAGACAGGACGGGUCUAUGUGUAUCUGGUGGGCCAGCAACCCUUGUUGAUGCUGCAUGGAACCCUUCAGCCAGAGCCCCCCCAGGACGCUCGAUUUGGCUUCGCCAUGGGUGCCCUUCCUGAUCUGAACCAAGAUGGUUUUGCAGAUGUUGCUGUGGGGGCGCCCCUGGAGGAUGGGCACCGUGGAGCCCUGUAUCUCUAUCAUGGAGUCCAGAGUGGAGUUAGGCCACGCCCUUCCCAGCGCAUAGCUGCUAGCUCCAUGCCCCAGGCUCUGAACUAUUUUGGCCGGAGUGUGGAUGGCCGGUUAGACUUGGACGGGGACGACCUGGUGGACGUGGCUGUGGGUGCCCAAGGGGCAGCCAUCCUGCUCAGUUCUAGGCCCAUUGUGCACUUGGCCCCUUCACUGGAUGUAAGCCCUCCAGCUGUCAGUGUGGUGCAGAGGAACUGCAGGCGGCGGGGCCAGGAGGCAGCCUGCCUCUCUGCUGCCUUGUGUUUCCAGGUGACUUCCCACACUCCUGGCCGCUGGGACCGCCGAUUCUAUGUACGCUUCACAGCAUCCUUGGAUGAAUGGACAGCUGGGGCCCGAGCAGCAUUUGAUGGUUCUGGCCAGAAGCUAUCCCAUCGGAGACUCCAGCUCAGUGUGGGCAAUGUCACUUGUGAGCAGCUGCACUUCCACGUGCUGGAUACAUCUGAUUACCUUCGGCCAGUGGCCUUGACUGUGACCUUUGCCUUGGAUAACACCACGAAGCCAGGACCUGUGCUGGAUGAGGGAGCACCCACCUCCAUAAGAAAGCUGGUCCCUUUCUCGAAGGAUUGUGGCCCAGAUAAUGAGUGUGUCACUGAUCUGGUCCUUCAAGCGAGUAUGGACAUCAGAGGUUCCAGGAAGACCCCAUUUUUGGUCCGAGGCGGCCGGAGGAAAGUGCUAGUGUCAGCAACUCUGGAGAACAGGAAGGAGAAUGCCUAUAACAGCAGCCUGAGGCUUGGCUUCUCUAGAAACCUUCACCUGGCUAGUUUCACUCCUCAGAGGGAUAACCUGGUGAAGGUGGAGUGUGCUGCCCCUGCCCCACACACUCGGCUCUGCAGUGUGGGCCACCCUGUCUUUCAGACUGGAGCCAAGGUGACUUUCCUGCUAGAGUUUGAGUUCAGCUGCUCUGCUCUUCAGAGCCAGGUCCUUGUGAGGCUGACCGCCACUAGCAACAGCCUGGAGAGAAAUGAGACCCUUCAGGACAACACAGCCCAGACUUCUGCCUACAUCCUCUAUGAGCCUCACCUCCUGUUCUCUAGUGAGUCCACUCUGCACCGCUAUGAGGUUCACCCAUAUGGGAUCCUCCCACUGGGACCUGGCCCUGAAUUUAAAACCACUCUUAGGGUUCAGAACCUUGGCUGCUACGUGGUCAGCGGCCUCAUUAUCUCGGCUCUCCUGCCAGCUGUAGCCCACGAGGGCACUUACUUCUUGUCACUAUCCCAGGUCAUCACUCACAAUGCAAGCUGCACAGUGCAGAACCUGACCGACCCACCAUUGGUCCCUGUCCACCCAGAGGAGCUCCAGUACACGAGCAGGCUGAAUUGGAGCAAUACUCAGUGUCAGGUCGUAAAGUGCCACCUUGGACACCUGGCAAAGGGGGCUGAAGUCUCUGUUGGACUACUGAGGUUGAUUCACAACAAUUUUUUCCAGAGGGCCAAAUUCAAGUCUCUGACUGUGGUCAGUACCUUUGAGCUGGAGACUGAAGCAAGCAGUGUCCUCCAGUUGCCCGAAACCUCCCAGUGGAGUGAGAGUCUCCUGGAGGUGAUUCAGACCCACCCUGUCCUCAUCUCCCUGUGGAUCCUCCUGGGCAGCAUCUUGGGAGGGCUGCUCCUGCUGGCGCUUCUGGUCUUCUGCCUUUGGAAGCUUGGCUUCUUUGCCCGGAAUAAAAUCCCUGAGGAAGAAAAGAGAGAAGAGCAAAUGGAGCAAUGAACGGAGAACAAAGCCCUAGAAAGUUCUCCUUGGCAGCUUCUCCAAAAGACCAAGAGUGCUCAGGGCUUGGGGAGCUCAGGCAGAAUAGGAAGAAGCUUCUGGAGCAUCUUCCAGACCUGCAACCUGAACUUGACUUUUGAGUCAAAAGAUACUGCUGGCGAGAGAUGAGGCCUUACCUCACACCAGAAGGACCCAGCUCCAGAGCUGGGGGACCUCUGCCUGCUAUGUUUCCCUCUUCGUAAUCCUGGUUUCCCAGCCAGUACAGGGGCUCUGAUAGGGGACCCCAUUUUUCCCGCUCUUAGGAAACACAUUUUUUCCCUUUACCUUGGUCCCUGCCUCCUUUUACAUUUCCUGUGUCUUCCUUUUGGAAAGGCUCGGGGUGCUCCUCCUCCACCCCCUGCCACUCACCGGGAGGCCAGCUCCCCGGCUCCAUGGGACGGAGCUGACGUUGGCUAGAGAGCUGUAAAGUCAACAUGUGCUGUUUUCCUGUGGUGAUUCAGAGCUCCGGAUGGCGAAAGUCAACAGGAAAAAAAGGAGGGAGGAGGAAAAAGCCACAAGAGACAUUCUGUACAAUUCCAAGGAACAGAGAAGCCUUUAGACAGGCAACUGCCAUCCCCCUGAAACCUGAGACUUCGUGGUGCACUCUGCCCGCCCUCAGGUGCUGGAGAAACCGAGCCUCCCCUAGACCUGCUGGGAAGGCCUUCCUAACUCACAACCUUGCCCGCAAGAAACUCCAGGACUGGGGGCCUUAUCCCUGGGGGGCUGACGCCCCCAGGUGGCUAGAGUUGGAAUUGCAACAAAGACUUGGCUACCCUGUCAGUAUUUCCUUUUUGGGGGGCCUUACUGGCUCUGAGUCCUCCUUGUAGCAGCUAGAGAAGGGAGAGAGGAUGUAUGGUGGCAAACAGCAGCUCCAGAGGGUAGUAAGGCGUGUGUGGGGGGGUCUGUACCAAAGAAGUCAAAGUAAGUGGCUGAAGGCCUUUGUGGAGCAAGUCCUUUCUCAGACCCACCUCAGAAGCACAAAGAACUGCUAGCCACUUGGGGGGGGGGGCGGGCUUGGGGCCACCUCCACUCCCACCUUCUCUGCUGGAAUCAGUUUGCCAGCCCUUGCCUGACGUUUUCUUAAAGUUCCUGAGUUGAUUUCUAUCUCUGGAUUAUCCUUUCUAUCCCCUCCCAUGGUUCUUGUCAGGGCCAGUAAAAACUAAAUUCUCAUAGCAACAACUGGGUAAUUUAUACUUCUUUGUAAUCAAGCCUUUGGACCAGAGUUAGUUAUUGGUCUCUAGGAUGCAGUUCUGACAGCUAUUUGAUGAAGCAACACCUGCCUAGAGACAAAAAGAAAGGAGACCUGACUAGAAGCCAUAAAACCCAUCUAUCGUCUUGUAAACGACCCGACCACAGUGUUUAUUUUGGCAUGUCUCUGGCCUGUUGUAGAGGACAUUAUCUCUGUUUCCCAGUAGGAGGAACAGCAGAUCAGAUGGUCCAAGCAAAUAAAGUUCAAUGUCAGAUGA
This is a messenger RNA of Erinaceus europaeus (western European hedgehog), 5138 nucleotides long. RefSeq names its product integrin subunit alpha 10 (gene ITGA10). Gene Ontology annotation, cellular component: external side of plasma membrane; integrin complex. The record is from RefSeq and is a predicted model, not a curated record. The transcript has 30 exons. Gene Ontology annotation, biological process: cell adhesion mediated by integrin; integrin-mediated signaling pathway; cell-matrix adhesion. Gene Ontology annotation, molecular function: integrin binding. Lineage: Eukaryota; Metazoa; Chordata; Mammalia; Eulipotyphla; Erinaceidae. The coding region runs from base 55 to 3633 and encodes 1192 amino acids.